Messenger RNA from Pleuronectes platessa (European plaice), 2580 nucleotides. RefSeq lists its product as uncharacterized. Lineage: Eukaryota; Metazoa; Chordata; Actinopteri; Pleuronectiformes; Pleuronectidae. The transcript has 2 exons. The record is from RefSeq and is a predicted model, not a curated record. Bases 1160 to 2221 code for a protein of 353 amino acids.
CAGCAGAAAUCACUAUCAGUCCACUGUUUUCAUAUUGUCAAAAUCCUUUAAACUUGAAGGAAUAAUUGGCCAGGUCGUAUGCACCAACCAUUCUGUACGUAGAGUUUUUCUUUCCCCUUUUUAAAAGAAAACACAGAAUAUGUGAUUAACAGUUCAACUUCAACUAAACAAUAAAACUGCAAAUUGAAAAUAAAUGCUGUCCAACCCUGUAAUCAUUUCUACCUCCAUAUAAUACAAUAUUCAGUUGAAGAAUUAUCACAAUCACUUUUAUGCAGGCUAUGAAUGAUAAUUUAAAUGAUGAAUCAGAUGAUUGUGUCCCAUCUAAGAGCACAAUGUUUAGUUUGAGGAACUUUAACUGCACACUACUCUAGUCUAACUUGUCUUGAACGCAAGGUCAUUCCUCUGCCUGCACAAGCUGCGGAGAACUUUCUCAGGGAACAGGAAGACGUUUCUGUUCCGCUCCAGGUCCUGAGCAUUUAUAACACGAGUCACCAGAGCUUGCUGUAUGGCUGGGGACUCACAGGGGUGAUGCUGCACGUUGUGACUCACAUUCCUUCCUGGUUCAAUGACUAACAGGCCCAGCGUGCCGGCUUCCUCCUCCCUGUUAUAUUCAGUCCCAUUGGUAUGUGCCUUAAUGCUUCCCAUGCUUACAGUGGUUUCAUUGCUUCUUUUUGACACACUGACUCCAAACUCUUCUGUGGUUCCAUGUGUUUCACAGUUUCUGCUUCCAUCAAUAGUUGAAUUGGUUGCAGUCGUCUCAUCUAAUCCAUCAGUGGAGAUACUUGUGCUAACCUGGCUAACAUUAAAAAGGUGAUCACCAGAGCAGGCCUUAUUGAUUGAUUUGGAUGUCUUGGUUUGUCUAGGUCGACUGGUGGUCCCAAUUGUGGGUUUUUGUGAACCAGGAGCUGUUUCCUUGGUGUUUCUGCGUAGAUAGGCUGUGUAGCCCUGAACCAGGAGACCUAUCCCAGACUUAUAAGACAGACGCAGCGACUCUGCCGAUCCUAGUGGCACAGAGUGCAGCCGCACCUGUUGGACAAGAAUAAAGACAUAAAGCCUUUUGACUUCAAGUUCCAGACAAGAGCAGAAACUUAGUGGAAAAUAGUGCAUCAACUCAUCCAACAGCUUCUUCAAAAGAUAGAUCUACUCUCUGUGGUGAACCAUGGAGAAACCAGAUAUUCUGAAGAUCCUCAAUGACGAACUCCUCACAGCCUACAGGAAGAUCAAUGCUCUUAAGGAUGAGGUGUGGCAGCUGCAAGACCAGCUUCAAGACAGAGAUGAGUUCAUAAAGAUGGCGGUGGAGAAGGAGAAGGAGAAGGAGAAGGAGAAGGAGAAAGAGAAGGAGAAGGAGAAGGAGAAGAGGAAGGAGAUUGAGACCGAGACCGAGAAGGAGAAUGAGAUCCAGGCCCUGACGGAGAAGGUGGAGCAGCUGGAAAACCAGCUGAAAGAGAAAGAUGUUGUCAUAGCGAAGGAGGUGAAGAAACGGCGCGCUCGCCUCAGGGCCUAUCUUGACUGCCUUGCUGAGCUAACUGACUGUCAGGCCAAGGUUAAGCUUAUGGAAGCAAGGCUGCACCAGGAGCGACCCCAGCCUGAUACAGGAUGUAGCAGUGAGGUGGAGGUGGAGAAGGAGAAGGAGAAGGAGAAGGAGAAGGAGAAGGAGAAGGAGAAAGAGAAAGAGGAGAAAGAGAAGGAGAAGGAGAAGGAGAAAGAGAAAGAGAAGGAGAAGGAGAAGGAGAAGGAGAAGGAGAAGGAGAAGGAGAAGUACAAGGAGAAGGACAAGGACAAGGACAAGGAGAAGGAGAAACUUGUGACGAUCUACAAUGUCGAAAUCCUCAGAGCCAACAGGAACAUUUUGAUUCUUAAGGAGGAGGUGUGGCGGCUGGAAAACCAUCUUAAAGACAGAGAUGAUAUCAUAAAGAUGGCGGUGGAGAAGGAGAAGGAGGAGGAGAAGGAGAAGGAGACGGAGAAGGAGAAGGAGAAGGAGAAGGAGAUUAAGAUUGAGACUGAGACCGAGAGGGAGAUGGAGACGGAGAAGGAGAAUGAGAUCCAGGCCCUGACGGAGAAGGUGGAGCAGCUGGAAAACCAGCUGAAAGACAAAGAUGUUGUCAUAACGAAGGAGGUAGAGAAAGGGCAUGCUCGCCUCAGGGCCUAUGUUGACUGCUUGGCCGAGCUCACUGACUGUCAGGCCAAGGCUAAAAUUCUGGAAGCAAGUCUGCACAAGUGAGCAGUGAGGUGGAGGUCAACAUGGAGAAGGAGAACGAGAAGGUGCUUGCUUCAGGGCCGAAAGGAGACGAAACUGCAGCAGGAGAAAACUCCAACUAUGGGACUGAGCUACAGAAAGGAGGAGGCCGAGAUGAGCUGGAGGAGAGAGAAGAGGUGGAGAAGCCCCCGCCCUCACCCUUUUUCUACUCCUCAAAACAAACCCCUCCCCUGUCCCCCUUUGUACAUAUUUGAAAUGAUCUAAUGAUGUGUUGUAAAUAUGUUAAACUUUUUGAAUAAAAAUAACUAGUAUAGUAACAUCUACCUCUGUCUUUCUGAAUAUACACACAGGAUUCAUUGAUCAAUUAACACAGUGUUGGAGUG